GGGCUUUUGGGAGUAGGCGUCUGUUCUGGAGACUCCCUCUCCUGCAGCUCUAUGGCCAGCGCAGGUGCUGAGAUGCCAGCUGCUAAUGAGGCUCUGCUAAUGCUAAGCUAUGCCAAGAUAAUCCAAGCCGCUUGCUGCCAGCAUCUUGAAAGGGCCCAGGAGGGCUGCAGUGGCCGACAGGUGCAGCACUCCCUAAAUAGCAAGCCCAAGCGUUGCCUAUAAAAACCAGGGACGUGCCUAGCGCCCAAGGAGAACUUGCUGAGGGCUGUUCUGGAAGGAGCCUGCCACGAAGCCUGCACCAGGGGACAGGAUGGCCGAGGAUUUUUCCUGCCAAGUCAAGAAGAUGGCGCUGGCCUUGGGAACGUCCCUGACGGACAAGGACAUUGACCUGCUGCCCUCGGAUAUGAGACAUCACGCUGCCUUCAACUACAGCAAGUUCUUCGAGUACAUGCAGAAGUUCCAGACGUCGAGCGAGCAGCAGGAGCAGGUGCGCAAAGCUUUCCAGCUCCUGGACAAGGACAACAGCGGCUUCAUCGAGUGGAACGAGAUCAAGUACAUCCUGUCCACCGUGCCCAGCACCAUGCCUGCGGUGCCCUUGUCAGACGAGGAGGCUGAAGCUAUAAUCCAAGCGGCUGACACAGAUGGGGAUGGGAGGAUUGAUUUCCAAGAGUUCUCCGACCUGGUCACGAAGGAGAAGAUUCCCAAGAAGAAGUAAGGCAGGAGGCAGAGGAGAAGGUGCGCCCCACUUCCUGGCACCAGGCCGCCUGCUUUGGGGGCAGCCCCCCGGGGAGACCGCUGCUGGCUGCCCGUGCAGCACCGUGCUUGUCCUGAGUGUUCUGUC
Chelonia mydas (Green sea turtle) is the source of this 841-nucleotide messenger RNA. RefSeq names its product parvalbumin like EF-hand containing (gene PVALEF). The record is from RefSeq and is a predicted model, not a curated record. The coding region runs from base 311 to 715 and encodes 134 amino acids. Gene Ontology annotation, cellular component: cytoplasm; nucleus. The transcript has 5 exons. Gene Ontology annotation, molecular function: calcium ion binding. Lineage: Eukaryota; Metazoa; Chordata; Testudines; Cheloniidae.